This is a messenger RNA of Acaulospora morrowiae, 969 nucleotides long. Lineage: Eukaryota; Fungi; Glomeromycota; Glomeromycetes; Diversisporales; Acaulosporaceae. The record is from the annotation of a GenBank genome assembly.
AUGGAUUCUAACGACUUUCGAAAACAUUACGGCAUGAAACCAGACUCGCGUUAUAUUCACAACAAUUUCGGCGACCACAGCAACUUGGGAUCAAGUUCAAGAACAAAUUUGCAGCACGCUAACUUCGAAAAAACUCGAGACACAAUUGAAUUAUUUAGCUCAGAAAUUUCAAAUUUUGACGCGCAGUGCCCGAAUUUGUUGGAAAAUACCUACAACUUAGAACAAGUCAAUGAGAGUCAAUUCCCAACAGAUUUCUCUGGCACGACAACUCCAAGUUUUUAUUCUAUCAGCCAUACUCCUGGUGAGAAAGAAGAACCCAUGUUAUUCGAAGUGUUAAACAAUAAUUUGGGACAGUUUUCUCGGAGUCAACGCCAAAAAAAUUUUCAAAUUUCAUCCAGACACGCUGCAAAUUUUCUUGAUACAUUUCCCUAUAACUAUGAACAAUUACUUCCAACUUUACAUUUCUAUACCGACCAUGAAAGGUUAUUUGGGAAUCCACAUUUUAUUUUCAUGGGGCAACGAGAACGUGAUGCCUACGUCCAGUCACCUUGUGUAUUGUUUGGAAAGUCUCCCCACCCAACAGAUUUUUCUUUCAUUUCCUUGGAGCAAGAAGGACAUAAUUCCUAUGAUAAGGUGCCCUCGUCACCAGAUGCGUUUUUUGAAAAAUCUCAAAUUCAACAGCCAAUGGAUCUUUUUGGUUCAACAAUUUUACAUUCCAUAUCCGUGGAACAAAACAAACAGAAUACCUAUAAGAAAAUAUCUGGUACAUUGAAAAAUCGCAAAGAACGGCAUAAAUGCAACAUUUGCGGAAAAUCUUUCACGGGUCCAUGCGCAUUGCGAAUUCACGGCGUCUCGCAUACAAAAGAAAAACUAAAUCAGCAUACACAGUAUACUCUCGCUUCCGAUGGGUUCUUGACCAUAACACAUAAAACUCAGAAGAACACUGUGGCGGCACAGGAUCUUCCAUAG